Messenger RNA from Mycena indigotica, 1173 nucleotides. RefSeq lists its product as uncharacterized. Gene Ontology annotation, molecular function: agmatinase activity; metal ion binding. The record is from RefSeq and is a predicted model, not a curated record. The transcript has 9 exons. The coding region runs from base 1 to 1173 and encodes 390 amino acids. Lineage: Eukaryota; Fungi; Basidiomycota; Agaricomycetes; Agaricales; Mycenaceae.
AUGGCUGCCAUCUUUGUCCUGCUGCUUUUCCGUGCUGGGUGGGCUCAUGCCCGUUUCACUGGGCAAGAGCCGCUGGGGAUUCCGAUUGACGUCUCCACCGAGCCAUGGACAAGCAAAUUUGGCCCCCAAGUUGACCUAGGCUAUACGGGGCCACUCAGCUUCUCCCAUUUGCCUUACUCGCGCUGUCUCGACGAUGGGUUGGCCAGAUUCGAUAUCGGGCUACUGGGCUUUCCUUUCGACACGACUACCUCAUAUCGUCCCGGUGCUCGAUUUGGCCCGUUUGCUAUUCGUUCUGGCUCGCGGCGCCAGGGACUUGCGCGCUCGACACUCGCAUGGGGGACCAGCCCAGAGGAAGAAGGGGCAGCAAUACUCGACUGCGGAGAUGUUCCUUUAUCAGCAUACGACAAUGUCAAGGCCCUCGACCAAAUGGAGGCCGCCUAUUCAACCCUUCUUGCGCGUCCUGUUCAAGGAGGCACAUCGGCUGCUUAUAAACCAAGCACCGCUGCGUUUGCACUGGACGGGAAAGAGCACCCGAGACUGGUGACUCUGGGAGGCGACCAUACGAUUGUUCUACCCAUUCUACGCGCAUUGCAUGAAGUGUACGGUCCGAUUAGCGUCAUCCAUUUUGACGCCCACCUCGAUACCUGGCCUCCAUUCUCUGUCGAUGAGCCCGUCACCCACGGCACCUUUUUCACGGUUGCAGCAGCGGAGGGGUUGAUGACCAACACCUCUAUCCACGCUGGUAUCCGCUGCAAAAUGAAUGGGUUUAGUGACAUAGAGCACGAUGAGAGUGUCGGAUUCCAGGUCAUCAGCACUGAAGACAUCGACGACUAUGGAAUUGCAGCAGUGAUAAACACGAUUCGCAAGAGGAUUGGGAAAAGUCCUGUCUAUUUGAGUCUCGAUAUUGACGUCCUUGAUCCUGGUUACGCUCCGGCCACAGGGACCAUUGAGCCUGGCGGGUGGACUGUUCGCGAGGUCAAGCGGAUACUUCGUGGCUUAUCAGGACUCAACUUUGUCGGCGCAGACAUCGUCGAAGUCGCUCCGGCCUACGACUCCGCUGACAUCACGGGCAUUGCUGCCGCCGACAUAGUGUACGACUUCCUCGCCAUGAUGCAGCUUCCCAGUCCCCCGUCCCCCCACGUCGGGCCAUUUUCACGAGCAAAGCAUGUGUAG